AUGGCUGUGUCCCUGUCAGGUUUCCAGGUAGAGCUCAAGUGCCCCAUCUGUCUGGAUGAACUGUCAGAUCCAGUCACCAUGGAGUGUGGACACAACUUCUGUCAUACCUGCAUCCAACACUCUUUGAAAAAUCUGCAAGGCAGUUUCCCCUGUCCUACCUGUCGACACUCAUGCCAAGACCCGAACCUCAGGAGUAACAUUCAGUUGGGAAGGAUGAUUGAAAGAACGAAGCAGCUCUACAGCAUCAGUGGAAAGAGGAAGAGGCAGGAACCCAGGACCACGUGUGUGAAGCACAAGCAGGAUCUGACCCUCUUCUGUGAGGAGGACCUAGAGCUUCUGUGUGAACUCUGCACUGGGCCAGAUGGUCACUGUGGCCAUCAGGUGAUGCCCAUUGCAAAGGCUGCCGCUCACCACAGGGAGAAGAUCCAAGGCUUCAUCAAGCCCUUGAAGAGAAAAGUCAAAGAGGCUCAAAAGUUAGUAAGCAUUCAGAGCAGAAGACCCCUGGCCCUGAGAGAGGAGGUGGAAGCACGGAGACAGGAACUGGCUGCUGAAUUUGAGCGACUCGAUUGGUUUUUAGACAAGGAACAGCAGACAGCUCUCUCCAGGUUAGCCCAGGAGGAGAAGGAGGGUGAGAAGAAACUCAGAGAAAACACGAGAGCUUUUGCAAACUACGGAUCCACGCUCAAAGGUCUGCUGAGCCAGGUGGUGAGGCACAGGGCGCUGUCUGAAGGAGAACUGCUGUCAGAAGUCAAAAAUUUCUACAAGAAUUCUGACAGUCUGAUCAGCCCACACAUCUUUUCAGUGUAUUUACAACAAGAGGCAUACUAUCUUCCUCCCCAGUACUCUGCCCUACAAAAACUUAUAGAGAAAUUCUCAGAGGAUAUAAUUCUAGACCCGGAAACAGCCCAUCCAAACCUGGUCAUCUCUGAGGAUAAAAAAUGUGUGAAAUUUUCUAAGAGAAAACGGCGUGUUUCUGAUUCAAAGAAUAGGUUUACUAACAGCCCUGUUGUGCUGGGGACUUCAAACUUCCUUUCGGGGAGACAUUUCUGGGUGGUGCAGGUAGGAAGGAAGGGGGAGUGGGCUGUUGGUGCCUGCGUAGCCCACCUGUCCCCGCGGGCAAGGAAGUCCUCCAUCCCUCAGGGGUGCUGGAGGAUUGUGUGGCAGGGUGAAGGCUGUGAAUCCCCAGAUGUUGACUCAGAUGCUAUGCUGCAGGCUGUCAGAGCUGGGUUCAUUGGCAUUUUCCUGGACUAUGAGUUGGGGGUGAUCUCCUUCUAUAGCAUGCCUGAGAAGUCUCACAUCUGUACCCACAGGGGCGUCUUCUUUGGGUUUCUUUGUCCUUAUUUCUAUGUAGGACCCGAUUCAGGACCUCUUAGGAUCUGUCCUGGCAUAGAUUCUGAGUAAAAACUGGUUUUAUUUAACAGUUGGUUUUUUUUUUUUUAAAUGCUCUCAUGUUGUCUAGGUUGGCUCCAAGCUUGUUAUAGCUGAGGAUGACCUUGAACUUGAACUCAUGAUCUUCCAGUCAACUGCUAGGA
Messenger RNA from Nannospalax galili (Upper Galilee mountains blind mole rat), 1532 nucleotides. Its product is annotated as putative tripartite motif-containing protein 75. Gene Ontology annotation, molecular function: protein binding; zinc ion binding. The transcript has a single exon. Lineage: Eukaryota; Metazoa; Chordata; Mammalia; Rodentia; Spalacidae. The record is from RefSeq and is a predicted model, not a curated record. The coding region runs from base 1 to 1401 and encodes 466 amino acids.